This is a messenger RNA of Penicillium mononematosum, 2388 nucleotides long. It is a transcript of the gene abp2, whose product is annotated as putative ARS binding protein Abp2. The record is from RefSeq and is a predicted model, not a curated record. Lineage: Eukaryota; Fungi; Ascomycota; Eurotiomycetes; Eurotiales; Aspergillaceae. Gene Ontology annotation, molecular function: DNA replication origin binding. The coding region runs from base 1 to 2388 and encodes 795 amino acids. The transcript has a single exon.
AUGGAAACAUCAUUUCCUGUUAUCAUGGACUCCACCGAUCGCCCGAGCCGUGGUGAGCUCGGCGGACCGCAAAUGGUCAUUCAACAAUAUGCGCGAUAUCCUCCGACCUUGGAAUCAACGUUGCAGAGUGCUUCCUCCCUGGGGAGUGCUCGUAGCCAAAUAGAUAUCAACAAAUCGCCACCUUUACAGCGAAGAGAAACCCCCAGGAGCUUACAGUCUUCCCCGAGGGGCAUGCGUUCUGCUAUACCGCCAUCUUCGGCCAAUCGCUCCGGGACAUCCAUGUCUCCACCACUAUUCGAUCCUCAUCGCCAUCAGUCGAUGAAAGAUCCUGCCGAUCACGCAGAUUCCCGAGUUCUUCCUUCACGGGAUAUCACUGACGAGACGAUCGAUGAUGCCUAUGUCGCAUUCAUCUUAUACUGCAAUCCUAAUGUUCCAUCCUCAGUUGACACGUCAGAUCUGCGAAAGACCUUUCGGUGUCUCCCGCGGAGUGAUGGGAAGAGCUUCAACAUCUUUACCCUAUACGGGCUCAUUCGAAAGCGGCUGCAGAAUGAAGAGUUGAAGACAUGGAUCCAAUUAGCAAUUGAAUUGGGUGUCGAACCACCUGACAUUGAAAAGAAACAAAGCACCCAGAAGGUGCAGCAGUACACAGUUCGGCUCAAGGUACGUCUGCCGUCAACCCUCCAGCCCAUAUUUCGUCUUGCUAAUCUCACCCAGCGGUGGAUGCGUGCUAUGCAUAUCGAUGCUUUCUUUGAAUAUUGCAUGGGAUUGCCCCAUUCUUACUAUACGCAGCUCCCACCAUCCGGUCCUUUCGUCAGCGAGUCCCGCGAUGGUGUAUUAUUGGAAGAAGAUCUCGCACUCAGGGCACUUGUGCCACAAUGGAAGCCAAAGCGGGGAAGGAAAAGGGUUGAGGAUAGGUACAUCGAGGAAGAGAGAGCGAUCAAGCGGCCCCAGUUGGAUACGUCUGUUGGCGUCGUACAGCAGGGUAGUUUUCAGUCCCAUUCCGUAACAUUCCCACAGAGUGCGAUUCCAUUCAGUGCAUUUCCUGAUGAUAUGGAACCAAACGACCCCUGGACAGCGGCGACCUCGUCAUAUCCGAAUGGUUCAGGGCCGGAUCAGCCAAGUCAAGAUACACGCUGGAGACUUCCUGACCGGGAUGCCUCUCCUGCUAAUUAUCCACAGUCUGCUAUCAUCCCACGGAGUCAUCUACCAUCAGAUGUUCACAUGUCGGCGGAGCCAAGGUCGGCAGUCACCCCGUCAACCGGUGAAAAGAGCCGUUCUAGGAGACGGCAUGGCCCUGCAGUUUCAUCUGCUUGGCCGAACAGCAAUGGCUUGUCCGCUGGGAAAGGCCGGGGAAGGCCACCAAAUAGAGGGUCAUCGUCGGGUUCCUUUUCUACCUUCCAGGUCAAUCCUAGUCGGGAAUCAUCACAAGCACCCAAUCCGAAUAAUCAACCUCCGUCACUUGCCCUUGAGAGAAAUCCGCCCCAAAUAUUUCAGACCCCACCUCACAAUCAGCCUCCGACGUCUAUCUCUCAGGGGAGACCGAAUAAACUUCAAUUGCAGGUCCCUCAACAUUCAGGGGCACCGGUUCGACUAGCCACACCACCGAGGCUAGUAGUUAAUGGUGUGAAUGGUGCUGUCAUUCCUGGGUCCGAAGAGCCCAAUGGUUCCCGCCAAUAUCCCACCACAGAUACUCCAAAGAAUGGUAUCGCUAGUCGAACAUCCUCCGGUGGGCAAGGCAAUGAAGUCGCUACUACAAGUCCCUCCAUCGAUGACAUUGUUCAUGUACUUUCUGCAGAGCUUCUUCGUGCUAGGCUGACAGGGCGGACGGGGACGCUCAGUCCCAAUGAGGCGGGUGCCCUAGCUUCGGCGAUGGUGAUCAAUUUGUCUUCGUUAUAUUCUCAGUUCCAACUUGGGAACCCUUCGCUGCUACUGGCUUUUCACCUUGGCGUUGGUCAUCAUUUCGGAUUCACGGGCACUAACCCAGGGCCACUGGUUGUCAAGGCCGAACGUGUCAUUCAAAGCAGCGAUGGAAAUAGGGGGGCCUCAGCCUCCAACGACUCAUUCAGUGGGGUCCACUAUACCAUCUCCCAUGAGUACAAGACUUCAAGCCAAUUUUCGAUGCAAAUAACGCUCGCAAAUGUCAAUCCUACUAUAGGAGGGACAGGUGCGUCUGACCACACAAGCACGAUUAUGGGUCCGAGCCAAGAGAAUAUUGACAACGAUAAGACGGUGGAGCUGGAUUCUGACGAUGAUGAUCCCAGCCAUCCUGUUUCCGAGGCAACAUGGAAGCAGCGUUACACAAAACUCCGUGCUCAGAUGCAGAAAAAGGAGCAGGCUUUGUCACAAUACAAACGAAAAAUCGUGGAAUCUGUGAUGGCGGACAUAUAA